ACUUACUUAAAAGAGUAGAAAUCAAUUUGAUGAUCAAUGGAUCAGAUGGGGCGUUUUUGUUGCUACAUUUUUAUUAUUUUGGUCUGUGUUCAAGCUUCUAUCAUCCCUCCCUGCUCUGCUUGUUUGGAGGAAGACCAAAAUGCCCUUUUACUACUGAUCAACUACCCAAUUGAAUCUUUUUCACCAUCUUCCAACUUAAUUACCAACAAAGAGAUUCAUGCUACUGAUUGCUGCAAUUGGACAGGUGUCGUCAAGUGCAGCAACAUUACAGGCCGUGUAACCCUUAUUGAUCUUGAUGAGUUGCUGUAUUCUUGGAGUAGUAUUGGAUCAGAAUAUUGGUACUUGAAUACCUCUUUGUUUCUUCCCUUUCAAGAGCUCAAGUCUUUGUAUUUGUACGGUUACAGAUAUAAUUUGAGGGUAUCAAAAGAAGGUUUGGAAAGAUUGUCUGGGUUGACCAAGCUGGAGGAGCUUUACUUGAACUAUAUUCCCUUCAAUGAAAGCAUCUUGCCAUCCCUUGCCAAGAUUGUAACGCUCAAGAUACUAUCUUUGUCUCGUAUGAAGGAAUGGGAUUACGAAGCUGCUAAUAAUAGCCAAGGUUUUGAAAGAUUGUCUGCUUUGAGCAAGCUGGAGGAGCUUUACUUGGAUUUUAAUGACUUUAAUGAAACCAUCUUGCCAUCCCUUGGCAAGAUUGCAUCGCUUAAGAAACUAUCUUUGAGCAACAAUAAGAUUACUGGAAGGGUCCCAAUUAAUAAAGGUUUUACAAUGAGUAAGCUAGAGGAGCUCAACUUGGAUGGUAAUAAAAAUACAGGAGUUGUAUUUGGAUGAUAUAGAAUAAAAAUGAGGCCUAAAUAUUGUAUGCUUACGUUAUUUUAAUAUUUGUGGUUGUAGUCAAUAAUGCACUAAUAUUACGUUAUUCAAAUAGUUGGGAUAACAUCAACUUAAUUAAUGGGACCCAACGAGAGUGCAUAGUUAUAAUUUUAGGGUAUCAAAAGAAGGUCUGUGCUUAUUAUAACUUGUGAUAUAUAGCAUUUCUUCCAUUUCUUCCAUCGACAAAAGCUUUCUUCGUAAAGUUGGAGUGAUGACUUCUCUUAUUGUAUUAUCAAUGCGUACUUGUGGACUCAAUGGUAGCUUACCCAACCAAGGUUGGUGUGAACUCAAAAAUCUACAGCAGUUAGGCCUUGGUGAUAAUCAUUUUGAAGGGAGAUUACCUUCUUGUUUAGCAAACAUGACAACACUUCGAGCAUUGAAUCUCGCAUUCAAUAACUUCAACCGAAGCAUUUCUCACUCUCCCAUACUUAGUUUGCAGUCACUUGAGUACCUUUCUCUGUCAUAUAACACACUUGUUGAUGAAACAGAGUCUCAAAGUUGGACUUCAUACUUUCAGUUGAAGUUUCUGUCGUUGUCAAGUAGCCUUGCUAGAAGACCCACUAGAACGAUUCCCAGAUUCCUUCAUUACCAAUAUAAGUUACAAGCAAUUGAUCUCUCGCACAAUAAUUUGGUUGGAAAGUUUCCCACUUGGUUGCUAGAAAACAAUACAAGAUUGGAGAUUCUUAAUUUAAGGAAUAACAAUUUCACAAACCCUUUCCAAGUACCCUAUCAUCCUAAUCCCCAUAUUCGAAAAAUAGAUAUUUCGAAUAAUGAUCUAGGAGGUCCGAUUCCGACAAACUUGGGUUUAGUUUUUCCCAAUUUAGUGCAUUUAAACAUUUCUCAAAAUGCAUUUGCAGGCAUAAUUCCAUCUUCUUUAGGUAAUUUAGUUUCCUUGAUGACUUUGGACUUGUCUAGCAAUCAUUUGUCAGGAACAAUACCGGACCAUUUGGGAAUGGGUUGCCUCAAUUUGAUAUACCUCAAAUUGUCAAAUAAUAAUUUAAGUGGGCAAUUAUUUCCAGCCAUAAAUAAUCUAAGAGGUCUUAAGUAUUUGUAUUUGGACCACAACCAAUUUUCCGGAAAGAUCCCAUAUAGCUUAUCCAGUAGUACUCACUUGAUCGCAUUUGAUUUUAGUAGCAACUCUUUGUCAGGCAAGCUUCCAAGAUGGAUUGGCAACAUGACCAACUUGGGUCAAAUUGUUAUGGCCAAAAACCAACUUGAAGGUCCUAUUCCGAUUGAGUUAUGCAAAGUCAAAUACAUCAUGUUUCUUGACCUUUCCGAGAAUAAUUUGUCUGACUUCGUACCAUUGUGCUUCAAUUCAUUGAACAUCAAACAUGUUCAUCUGGGAAAAAAUAGGCUAAGUGGUCCCAUUACAAGUGCAUUCAAGAAUAGCUUUGAUCUGGUAACAUUAGAUCUUAGAGAUAACAGCCUAACUGGCAACAUUCCAGAUUGGAUCGGAAACCUCUCAUCAUUGAGCAUCCUCCUCUUGAAAGCUAAUCACUUGCAAGGAAUGAUUCCAAUUCAAAUAUGCCUUCUUGGAAACUUAACCAUGCUGGAUCUUUCAAAUAAUAAUUUUACUGGUCCAAUACCUCAUUGCUUGAGCAACAUUAGUUUUGGGGCAACUAACCAAAAAUCUGAUCUAGGAAGUUUCAGCACUAGUUUUGUUAUUCGAGCAUCGAUAUACUUGGAGAGAGAGGCACAAGAAAUUUUUGAAAAUCAUGAUUAUUAUGAUAGUUUCCAGGAUGUGGAUGCACAACAAGAAGUAAAGUUCACAACAAAGAGAAAUACUUACUCCUACAAGGCCGGUGAUAUCCUCAAUUUAUUGUCUGGAAUAGACCUCUCAUGCAAUUGUUUAUCUGGUGAAAUUCCACUUGAGCUUGGAUACUUGAGCAACAUCCGUGCGCUGAACUUAUCGCACAACAAUCUAAUCGGAUCAAUCCCCACAACAUUCUCAAACCUAAAAGAAAUGGAGAGCUUGGAUCUCUCCCACAAUAAGUUGAAUGGCAGCAUCCCCCCUCAACUUAUAGAGUUAAACUUUCUAGCUGUCUUUAGCGUGGCUGACAAUAAUUUAUCGGGCAGAACACCAGAAAGAAAAGGUCAAUUUGGAACCUUCGAUGAAAGCAGCUAUAUGGGAAAUCCUCUUUUGUAUGGACCUCCACUACCUAAUACUUGGAACAAAACUGGAUUGCCAUCUAAAGAUAAGAGAGAAGAAAGUGGUGGUUUCAUUGACAUGGAUUUUUUCUGCAUAAGUUUUGGUGUGUCUUACACAAUUGUGUUGUUGGGAAUUGUUGCAGUUCUGUAUAUAAAUCCUUAUUGGCGUCAGGUGUGGUUUAGCUUCAUUGAAGUGUGCAUUACCAAGUCUUUUUAUUUUUUUGGUUGUGAUUUCUUGUAAGUUGUCCUGUACUUUGUAAAUUAUGUAGCCUUGCAUAAUGAUGUUUGAAAAUGUUUGUAUGCUUGUUCUUGAUUUUCAAAUAUGAGGUUUAUAACUUUCGAUAAACCUUUAUCG
Juglans regia (Persian walnut) is the source of this 3370-nucleotide messenger RNA. Its product is annotated as receptor-like protein 15. Lineage: Eukaryota; Viridiplantae; Streptophyta; Magnoliopsida; Fagales; Juglandaceae. The record is from RefSeq and is a predicted model, not a curated record. The transcript is spliced from 5 exons. Gene Ontology annotation, molecular function: protein binding. Bases 1079 to 3256 code for a protein of 725 amino acids.